Messenger RNA from Asparagus officinalis (garden asparagus), 3239 nucleotides. RefSeq names its product alpha,alpha-trehalose-phosphate synthase [UDP-forming] 6-like. Bases 515 to 3058 code for a protein of 847 amino acids. The record is from RefSeq and is a predicted model, not a curated record. Gene Ontology annotation, biological process: trehalose biosynthetic process. The transcript is spliced from 3 exons. Gene Ontology annotation, cellular component: cytosol. Lineage: Eukaryota; Viridiplantae; Streptophyta; Magnoliopsida; Asparagales; Asparagaceae. Gene Ontology annotation, molecular function: catalytic activity.
UUUAAUUAUAUUAAUAGAUCACUCUCUCUAUAUAAAGACCUUGUCUUCAUCCUUCCUCUUGCUAGAAAAAAUCUCUAUUUUCCCCUUGAGAAUCUAUACCUCAAGGUAAGAAUUUCUCUGGCUUUUAACCCAUAAUUUGUCGAAUUUUCUUUUCUUUUCUAUGCACCAAAAGAUCUUGGUCACUUCAAGUUUUUCUGUUUAUUUGAUGGGAAAGUGGAGUUUUUCUUGACAAUUUCUCUUGUUCUUUUAAUUCAACUACACUCGUCUGUUUACUUAAAUGACACAAGGAUCCCACUGUUUUCACAAAACUGCAGCAAAUUCUUCAUAAAAUUUUUCAUAUUUGGGGAAAGCAAUCCUUAGUCCUCUACUUCCUCCACAAGGAAAGCUUCAUCUCGUCUAAAACAAGCCAAAGAUUCAAAUUUUCCGUCAAAUUUGCAAUUUUUCCGGAUACCCAUUUCAGUUCUCUACCUAACUUGACUAGAGAAAACAAAUUUGACUUCGAUUUGCUCACUAAAUGUCCUCAAAAUCCUACUCAAACCUGCUUGAAUUGGCCUCAGGGCAGUCCCCAUCAAUGAACAGAAUUACCCGCCGUCUCCCUCGAGUCAUGACGGUCUCCGGCAUAAUCUCUGAUGCUGAAUCCAACUCCGAUUCUGAGACUGAAUCUAUCGACUCUCCUUGUUCCCCUCGCCCUCGAACCAUCGUCGUUGCCAAUCACCUCCCCAUUCGAUCCCAUCGAGGCCCCGAUGGCUGGACCUUCAAACUAGACCAUGAUUCCCUCCUACUCCAACUGAAAGAGUCAGUCUCAUCCAUGGAGUUCAUCUUCAUUGGCUGUCUUCGUGAAGAAAUCCCCGUCUCGGACCAAGAAGAAGUUGCCCAGACCCUUCUUGAUUCCUUCAACUCCGUGCCCGUGUUCCUUCCUGGUGAUCUGUACACCAGAUUCUAUCAUGGGUUCUGCAAGAACCACCUUUGGCCUUUGUUCCACUCUCUCCUCCCAUUGUCCUCUACUAGAUUCGAUCGAACUUUGUUCCAAUCUUAUGUCUCGGUCAACAAGAUCUUCGCGGAUAAGAUCCUUGAGGUCAUCAAUCCCGAUCACGAUUUCGUUUGGGUUCAUGAUUAUCACCUCAUGAUCCUUCCCACGUUCCUCAGGAAGAGAUUUAAUAGGGUGAAGCUCGGGUUUUUCCUUCAUUCACCAUUCCCAUCAUCCGAGAUUUAUAAGACUCUGCCUGUUCGAGAGGAGAUCCUGAGGGCGCUCCUCAAUUCGGAUUUGAUUGGGUUUCAUACGUUCGAUUAUGCUCGGCAUUUCCUUUCAUGCUGUAGUAGAAUGCUUGGAUUGACUUAUGAGAGCAAGAGAGGGUAUAUUGGAUUGGAGUAUUAUGGUCGAACUGUUACAAUCAAGAUUUUGCCCGUUGGUAUUCAUAACGGGCAGCUUCAAUCUGUUUUGAGAUUACCCGAGACUGAAUCGAAGGUUACCGAGCUCAUCAAGCAGUUCUCUGAUAAGGGGAAAGUUUUAAUUUUGGGCGUCGAUGACAUGGAUAUUUUCAAAGGAAUCAACCUGAAACUUCUCGCAAUGGAGCAACUUUUAGUAGAGCAUCCAGAGUGGCGUGGAAAAGCAGUAUUAGUUCAAAUUGCUAAUCCAGCAAGAGGAAAGGGAAAGGAAAUCAAAGAAGUUCAAGCUGAGAGCUAUGCUAUGGCGAAAAGAAUCAAUGAGGCCUUUGGGCAGCCGGGAUAUGAACCCGUAGUUCUCAUAGAUAAACCACUUCAAUUCUACGAAAGAAUGGCAUAUUAUGUAAUGGCUGAAUGUUGCUUGGUGACAGCGGUAAGAGAUGGAAUGAAUUUGAUUCCAUAUGAGUACAUCAUUGCCCGGCAAGGGAAUGAGGAACUGGAUAAAAUCUUAGGUUUAGGUUUAUCAAAGCCAAAGAAGAGUAUGCUCGUUGUUUCAGAAUUUAUUGGCUGCUCACCUUCUCUCAGUGGAGCAAUUCGGGUCAAUCCAUGGAACAUUGAGGCUGUGGCUGAUGCAAUGGACUAUGCGUUGGACAUGGCUGAGCCUGAGAAGCAACUGAGACAUGAAAAACAUUAUCGAUACGUUAGUACUCAUGAUGUUGGCUAUUGGGCAAAGAGUUUCUUGCAGGAUUUGGAGAGGACUUGCCGAGAUCACAGUAGUAGGAGGAGUUGGGGAAUUGGGUUUGGAUUGAGCUUUCGAGUUGUUGCUCUUGAUACGAGCUUUAGAAAGCUUUCAAUGGAGCAUAUUGUUUCGGCUUAUAGGAGGACGAAGAUAAGAGCGAUUCUUUUGGAUUAUGAUGGAACUCUCAUGCCACAGACUUCCAUAGACAAGAGUCCUAGCUCUAAGUCCAUUGAAAUCCUGAAUAGCUUGUGUAGAGAUCAGAAUAAUUUGGUGUUUAUUGUUAGUGCAAGAAGCAAGAGGACUCUGAAUGAAUGGUUUUCUCCUUGUGAGAAUCUUGGGAUGGCGGGAGAACAUGGAUGCUUUCUUAGGUGGAAGAGGGAUGAGGAGUGGGAGACUUGUGUUCCUGGAUCUGAUUGCAGCUGGAAACAGAUCGCAGAGCCUGUGAUGAAGUUAUACACUGAAACAACUGACGGUUCCACCAUCGAAGAAAAGGAGACUGCCCUUGUUUGGUGCUAUGAGGAUGCUGAUCCCGAUUUUGGCUCUUGCCAGGCCAAAGAGCUCCUUGAUCACCUCGAGAGUGUACUUGCUAAUGAGCCUGUUUCUGUGAAGAGUGGUUCCCAUAUCGUGGAGGUUAAGCCACAGGGUGUAAGCAAGGGCCUUGUAGCUGAACGCUUGCUCUCAACCAUGAAAGAAAGGGAUCAAGUCCCUGACUUUGUGCUCUGCAUUGGAGAUGAUCGAUCCGAUGAGGACAUGUUCGAGGUUAUAAGCACGGCCAUCACUGGGCCUUCUCUGACUCCAACAACCGAGGUUUUUGCAUGCACGGUCGGUAGGAAACCAAGCAAGGCUAAAUAUUAUCUCGAUGAUACAGCUGAGAUUGUUAGAUUGAUGCAAGGUUUGGCUUCAGUCUCCGAGCAAUCACUUGGAAGCUCAGACUAAGAGGCCGUAUCGAGUGUUAGGUUCAUGUUGUAGUGUAGGCAGAGCUUUUUCAUCUUGAUUUCCUAGGUUUUUGAGAUUGUAUAUAAGACUUGUUGUGUAAUUGUUGUGUAUAUAUGGAUACUUUUGAGGCCAUUGUUGUCUUGAAAAUUAUGAACAAGCAUUUGGUUGUUUUACUUGCUAA